Aspergillus affinis is the source of this 2616-nucleotide messenger RNA. Its product is annotated as opsin family protein. Gene Ontology annotation, cellular component: plasma membrane; endoplasmic reticulum. The transcript is spliced from 11 exons. Bases 1 to 2616 code for a protein of 871 amino acids. The record is from RefSeq and is a predicted model, not a curated record. NCBI's taxonomy places the organism in Eukaryota, Fungi, Ascomycota, Eurotiomycetes, Eurotiales, Aspergillaceae.
AUGCCGACAAACGAGCUCAAGAUGGAGGAAUACCCUGCACACUGGAAAGCCACCCUCAUGGGAGAAGCGUUCUGGAAAGACGCUGAAGAGUUCAACCAGCCCAUCAGUGACAGUAUCGACGCAAAUUCCCACCCUCCCCUCUCCAGAUUCCCCUUCAACAUCGGAUCCGAACAGCCACCCAGCUCCCACCAUCAUUCUCACCAGCAAGACCAACCCUCCCAAACCCCAGAAGAAUCUGAAAAGCUCCGCAGACGCUUCAGCACCAGCGACGCCCUCCGCUCCUUCGCAUCCAGAGCAUCAAGCCCGUUCCCUGCUCCGUCGCGCGGGUUCGAUCUGCGUCGUGGCCGUUCUCAAUCCCGUCCACCUUCCCCGUCUACUCCGCGUCGAUCAAACUCGAUUCUGCGCUCCACGUUCAACAUGCUGAGCAACAAGGCCUCAGAGUCUGCGUCUGUGGACCCCUUCUCCUCGGAGACUAGCAAGCGUGCUCGUAUCCCUGCUAACCAGGCGACUCCUACCCAUCCGUUGCUGCACUUCCGCGGCGGAGAUACCUGGGAGGCGCUGGAUAAGGGAAGACGCAGCCUGGGUCUGGACGUGCUUUUGCCCGUGGACGUGCUGAAAGAAGAAGCAGUCACCGCCGCCGGCGCAGCGAAGGCGCAUAAACCCAAGAACGCCUCAGGCGAACCAUCGCCGGAAUCCGAACAAGAGACAUCCGACUCCUCGCACAUUGUGCAGCGCGCCGAGUUCGAGGUCCUGCCAUGCAAAGAACUCGAGCCCCUGAGCCAGUUCCGUAAGCUGCGCGUUCUGAAGAUCACGGGCAUGAUGCAGUCAUAUCAGAAGGAGAUCUGGCAGGUGGCUUGGCUGAACGUCGAGUUGGAGGAGCUGGAGAUGGGAAUGGCUUUGAAGCCGCGGAUUCGGCAUCCUUAUGUCGAGCAUUGGCCGUAUAUCAAGGGUGGUUGGAUGAUGAGUAAGGAUGUUUAUGGGGAGCCUAUUUACUUUGGCACCGAAAUGUCCACCGGGAUCCUCCACCGCAAAGUCGGCUGCGGCGAAUAUCUCGACAAAACCCUCAUGGAAAAAGCCAAGAUCUGCGCGCUCGCAAUCGGCUGCAGCCGCCAACGUCUCUCCAUAAAAACCCUCCGCCUAACCGGGUUCGUCGUAGACGCCGACCCCUUCCUGCACUGGUUCGACCCGAAGCGUCUCAAGACGAUCGAUUUCAAAGACUACUGCGUCGACGCGGGGUUCUAUCUCUCGAUGCCGAUGGCGAAGGUCGAGGUGUUGUUUCCGCGCGAGAUCGACAACAAUACGAAGGCUGUGGUGGGUCGUAAGACGACUAUGUACAAGGAUUUGAAGGUGAUUCGGAUCGAGGGGGGCAAGAAGGGAACACUGAUAGCAGGGAGUUUGCAUUGGGUUUGCAUGGUUACUGGCUGGGUGGUUUUCUUGCGCGUGGAGUUCAGGUUCAGCGAGUUCUUGUACGGUGUUUAUGAGGAGGCGAAAAGUCGUCGUACAAGAGUCCCAUGGAUCCUAGAUACGAAUGACAUGGACAGUCGGCUGCAGACCGGUGUAACUCGAGGCCAGGGAAAGCCGGCCAUGUCUCGCGGGUCAGCGUCGCAGCACGAAAGUCAGGAUUCGCGACCGUUAGAAUCAGGACGGGGUUGCGUUGUCCGCAUUGGCUGCAUCCCAGACCCGGUCUUCGAUGACGACACCGUCGAGGUCAGCAUGACGACUUCAGAGCCGGUGCCUGUGCCGGCUCCGACUCCUACUGCGCCUGUCUCUCCUAUUCCGACCGUCAUUCCGGGCGACAUUCCUAUCCUGCAGGAGAUUCACGAUGCCGGAAAGCGCACAUUAUGGGUCGUCACCGUUCUCAUGGCCCUAUCCUCCGUCGUCUUCUACAUUCUCGCCGGACGGUCACCCGUACCCAAACGCGUCUUCCACACCCUCGUCGCCCUUAGCACGACCAUCUCCUUCCUCGUCUACCUCGCCCUUGCCACCGGCGAAGGCAUAACUUGGAAACACGACCUGAUCCGCCACACGCACAAACACGUCCCCGACACCUCCACAGACUGGUACCGCCAAGUGCUCUGGCUCCGCUACGUGAACUGGUUCCUCACCGAACCCCUCACCCUGAUCAACCUCUCCCUCGUCUCGGGUCUCCCCGGCGCGCACCUCCUCGUCGCCGUAGCCGCCGACUUCGCGAUGUUGGGAUCCGGCCUGUUCGCGACCUACGCGGGCCACACGGCGCGCCGAUGGGUUUGGUUCGCGAUCAGCGCCAUCGCGUACCUGGUCGUUGUGUACCAGGUGGGCGUGAAUGGUGGGAAAGCGGCGAGUAGGAAGGAUGUGCAGACGAAGAGGUUCUUUGGGGCGAUUUCGGGCGUCGCGUUGUUGGUUAAAGCGUUGUAUCCGAUUGCCCUUGCCGCCGGCGCCCUCGCCUUGAAAAUCAACCUCGAUUCAGAAAGCAUUCUCUUCGCCGUAUAUGAUAUCAUCUCGCAGGGUAUCCUGGGCUACUGGCUUCUGAUUGCGCAUGAUGGUUCGCCUGGAAUAACCCUCUACGUCGACGGCUUCUGGACUAAUGGAAUUGGUAACGAGGGUGCCAUUCGGGUUGGUGAUGAGGAGGGUGCUUGA